ACUUGCAUGCAGAAGAGGGAGAGACUACACCCAUCACAGUUUGAGGAGUGGGUCAGUCUCCCGCUUGCAUUUUUGGAUUACUGGAACUGGGAACUUUGAAAACUCAGUCUGGGUCCCUGGUCAAGAGCGCAGAGAUGAAUGGCCGUGCUUUACCGCCUUCCAUCCCUGAGGAUGGCGAGGUCUUGGACUACAAUCCACAUGGGGAGAAGAAUGGUUACCAUCAAAGGUUUCGGGAUGGGGAUGGAGGAGAGGCAGAAAUGCUGGUGUCCAAGUCCCAGAGGCGGAAAAGCGACGUCAAAGUCUAUAAGGAGUUUUGUGAUUUUUAUGCACGCUUCAACAUGGCCAACGCCCUUGCCAAUGCUAUGUGUGAGCGCUGCAAGAGUGGCUUUGCUCCGGCAGAGAAGAUAGUGAACAGCAACGGAGAACUUUACCAUGAGCAGUGCUUUGUGUGCGCUCAGUGUUUCCAACAGUUCCCCGAGGGACUCUUCUAUGAGUUUGAAGACAGGAAAUACUGUGAGCAUGACUUCCAGAUGCUCUUUGCUCCAUGCUGCCACCAAUGUGGUGAAUUCAUCAUUGGCCGCGUCAUCAAAGCCAUGAACAACAGCUGGCACCCGGAAUGUUUCUGCUGUGACAUCUGCCAAGCCGUGCUUGCCGAUGUUGGAUUUGUUAAAAAUGCCGGCAGGCACCUGUGUCGUCCGUGCCACAACAGAGAGAAAGCUCGUGGACUCGGCAAGUACAUUUGCCAAAAGUGUCACGCCAUCAUUGAAGAGCAGCCCCUUCUGUUCAAGAAUGACCCCUACCACCCUGAUCACUUCAACUGCAACAACUGCGGAAAGGAACUGACUGCUGAUGCCAGGGAGCUGAAGGGGGAGUUGUACUGUUUGCCCUGCCACGACAAGAUGGGCGUCCCCAUCUGCGGGGCCUGCAGGAGACCCAUCGAGGGCCGUGUGGUCAAUGCAAUGGGCAAGCAGUGGCAUGUGGAGCAUUUUGUGUGUGCUAAGUGUGAGAAACCCUUCCUGGGACAUCGCCACUAUGAACGCAAGGGCCUGGCCUACUGUGAAACACACUACAACCAGCUGUUUGGAGAUGUUUGCUACCACUGCAAUCGCGUUAUAGAAGGAGACGUGGUGUCGGCCCUCAACAAGGCUUGGUGCGUCAACUGUUUUGCUUGCUCCACUUGCAACACCAAGCUCACCCUUAAGGAUAAAUUUGUGGAAGUGGAUCUGAAGCCGGUGUGUAAGCACUGCUAUGAACGUCUGCCGGAUGACGUGAAACGCCGGUUGUCAAAGCGGGAGCGCGACUCAAAGGAGAAAAAGAAGAAACCGUUGAUACCCAUGUGUCUGUGAUCUUCUCUCAUUUCCUUCUCCACACUUCAGCUGUUCUUCUCUUGGAACAAGUUUGUGGAGUUUGACAUGAAGCCGGUGUGUAAGAAGUGCUAUGAAAAAUUUCCACUGGAGCUGAAGAAGAGACUGAAGAAGCUGUCAGAAACCGUUGCACGGAAGUAAAUGCGGCGUUCAUGUCAAAACCUGACAUGUCUACAUUGAGUCUUUUUACGUAGCACUGCAGAGCUUUGAGUGUCAUGUAAUGAGUCAGACUCUGUCACAAAGUGUGCUGCCUGUGUCAUCUGCAACUCAAAACAAACUUUCACAUAGCUUCCUUUUUACACUUGUUAUUUAAAACAUUGCGAUGAAUUGACUGUGUUACUGAUGCUCUGGCAUAUUAAAGAGCAAGCCCAAAGUAAAAUGAAGAAAGUGUUUCUCUUUGAAUAAUCACUAUAUUAUGUAUUGUAAAUGUGUACUUUUGCUAAUAUAUAUCAAGUAGUUGUUUCAGUGGCCUUCUUGUGUCUGUAACAGAUUUGAUUUCAAGUUGAUUGGUUUGUUGUUUAGUGUUGUAUGCAUUGAUUGAAUGGAGAUUUUAUUGGUGGCAUUCUCUAUUUCAAGUGUAUUUCUACACCAUGUGGCUUAUGUUUACUAUCCAAUAUACUAUCAAUGCAUGCCUGACAUGAAAUCAAAAGUUUAGUUCGAAUUUUGCACUGGAAAAAAAGGCUUCAUAGUAGCCAGCUGCCUUUCAGAGCAACUGUUAUGUUACAGUACAACUUGAUGAAUGGUGGCAUUUGCAUGUGGUGUUAAACAUGUGUCGCCGCUGUUUGUAAUCCAGGCAAAAUUAUCCUCUUACCCCAACUCUCUUCAGACUCGACAACAGUGCCGACUGUCCAAUCUGCUUACCCAGUAUUGUUUAACCUGAACUGUAUUUUGCCCUAAAACGCAAAUGUCUUGGAUUCACUAGAAUUACACAUUCCACAGCGGAGCAAAACAUGAGCCGUGUUUUUGUCCUGAAUGUCACACCUGAUGCCAGAUCAUUUCAAUUAUUCAUGUUAAAGUACAUUCAUAUAGCCAUUUAUUUGUAAUUCAGCCAUACUUGAGAGGCACAGUGGUAUACCAAAGUUUGUUUUUUUUUUCUUCACAUUGCUUGGCAAUCACAUAAACAUGCCAAAAUGUAUGGCUGUAAACCAUAAUGCAUUCGAUAAAAAAUGCUGGCCUCUCAGCCUAAUAAACAUGUAUUUAAAUUA
Molecule: messenger RNA, 2569 nt
Organism: Hippocampus zosterae (dwarf seahorse)
Lineage: Eukaryota; Metazoa; Chordata; Actinopteri; Syngnathiformes; Syngnathidae
Gene: lims2
Product: LIM and senescent cell antigen-like domains 2
Exons: 11
Coding region: 135-1346 (403 amino acids)
Biological process (GO): positive regulation of integrin-mediated signaling pathway; cell-cell adhesion; positive regulation of substrate adhesion-dependent cell spreading
Cellular component (GO): focal adhesion; cytoplasm; cell-cell junction
Source: RefSeq, a predicted model, not a curated record